AUGGUGAGCACGAGACACCACCCAAAAGACUUUCCACCACCCGCGACGCCGUCGAGUGCAAGCGAUAGCACGAAAGAUGCCGUGCGCUCGUCAUCAACGCCAUCACACGGUUCUCGCAAAGGCGUCCACACUCCGUCCAUGAUCGUUUUGGCCUGGCUCGUGAUUUCUGUGCCCCUGGUUAUUUGGGAUACCGGUUAUGUUCUCUUGCGACCGCAUAGUAUGCCGGGUGGGAAGUUUCAUUCGCCUAUUUGGACACCCUACGCGUUGUAUGGAACUAUCGACUACGUCUAUGGUUGGCCUGCUUAUGAUGCGCGAAAUGGAUUCACUGCUGCACAAGGCUUGUUGAAUUUGUUCGAAACUGCUGCAUAUAUUCUUUACCUGGCGGUCGUCUAUUUCUAUGGUUCUACGGCGACCAGUUCUGGUCGCGCAUCGGCAAAGAAGGUCAGAAAGAGUCUCCUAUGGUUCUUAUUUGAAGAGAAAGUGGUUCCAGGGCGCAUUGGAUCACUUGCGCUUCUUAUUGCGUUCAGUAGCAGCGUCGCUACGUUUAGCAAGACAAUUCUAUACUGGUUCAAUGAACUCUUUUCCGGAUUUGCAAAUAUUGGUCACAACAAACUUUUCGACUUGAUCUUUUUGUGGAUCCUUCCAAAUGGUCUAUGGAUCAUUUUCCCAGCAUACAUGAUCUACGUCUUUGGAGGAGAGAUCUUGUAUGCGCUAGAGAGUUCGGCUCCACGGCCGCUAGUAGGACGUCCCAAGAGUCAGUAA
This is a messenger RNA of Talaromyces marneffei, 762 nucleotides long. RefSeq lists its product as uncharacterized. Lineage: Eukaryota; Fungi; Ascomycota; Eurotiomycetes; Eurotiales; Trichocomaceae. The record is from RefSeq and is a predicted model, not a curated record. Bases 1 to 762 code for a protein of 253 amino acids. The transcript has 3 exons.